Eriocheir sinensis (Chinese mitten crab) is the source of this 6452-nucleotide messenger RNA. RefSeq names its product alpha-(1,6)-fucosyltransferase-like (gene FucT6). NCBI's taxonomy places the organism in Eukaryota, Metazoa, Arthropoda, Malacostraca, Decapoda, Varunidae. The transcript is spliced from 12 exons. Gene Ontology annotation, molecular function: protein binding; glycoprotein 6-alpha-L-fucosyltransferase activity. The record is from RefSeq and is a predicted model, not a curated record. Gene Ontology annotation, biological process: protein N-linked glycosylation. Gene Ontology annotation, cellular component: Golgi cisterna membrane. The coding region runs from base 258 to 2066 and encodes 602 amino acids.
AUUUAGAGGAACCUGUAUGGAGCGAUAAGUUGCCUUUGAGUUGUGGUGGGGGGUGGACGUAUCGCUCCCGCCUCCGUGCCUCCUGUGACCGCCCUAGGGACCUGCAGGGCUGUGGAGGGGUGGAUGCGGUCGGGGAGGAGGUAGCCGUGGGCGUGGGGGCGUGCAGAGGGCGUGGAGAAGGCGUGGGCUGCAGGGAGGCGGUGGAGCAGUGGAAGGCUUUGAAAAUUUGCAGUAUAGACGGUGUUAGAGUGGCGAGGAUGAGGUGGGUGGGAGGGUGGGCGUGGCGAGUGGGCGGGGCUCUGGGCAUCAUCUGGCUGGUGGGUGUGGCUCUGCUUGCGCCCCCCGGCCCCCUCUCGUCCUCCAGCGACCCGCACCUCUCCCAGCGCCUCCACCGGGCCGUGCAGGAGCUGGACAGCCUCAAGAAGCAGAACGAUGACAUUAGACAAGUGCUGCAGGAUUUUACAUUACAGGUGAAGUCGCUGAGCAAUGACGGGGUGGUGGCGGCGGACACAGCGAAGGCCAACAGCAACCCGGCUGUGGUAGCGGAACUGCAGCAGAAGCUCGAACACGCCCAGAGGAUGCUGCAACAAGCGGAUGUCACGGCGGAGCGCAAGUCAGGGUCCUCAGACUUCACACCUUCCCUGGACUUUGAGCUGACGCGGCGGCAGGUGGAGCGUGGCGUGCAGGAGCUGUGGUGGUACAUGACGGACCAAAUGCACCAGCUACGGAAGAAGGUGGAGGCCUACAGUGACGUGACGGCGCAGAUCGACCAGAUGCUUGAGGAGGGCCAGGACCACGUCAGAGUGGCGCAGUUCGACAUGCAGCGGCUGAGUAAAUUAGAUGGCCUUGGCACUUGGCGGGAACAGGAGGCAGCCGACCUUAGCAACCUCAUCCAGAAGCGGCUACACGCCCUCCAGAACCCCCCGGACUGCUCCAAGGCCAAGAAGCUCGUGUGCAAUCUGAACAAGGGCUGCGGUUAUGGGUGUCAGAUCCACCACGUUGUCUACUGCUUCGUUGUGGCGUACGGCACCAAGCGCACCCUCAUUCUCAAGUCCAAGGGCUGGCGGUACAACAAGGCGGGCUGGGAGGAUGUGUUUCAACCCCUCAGCGACUCCUGUACCACCCCAUCAGGUGUCACGCACUCACACUGGCCGGGCACGAACGACACACAGGUGCUGGACUUGCCCAUCAUCGACACACUCUCCCAGCGGCCCCCAUACCUGCCCCUGGCCAUCCCUCGGGACCUCUCGGAGCGGCUGAUGAGGCUGCACGGGGACCCGGCGGCCUGGUGGGUGGGGCAGUUCCUGAAGUACCUCUUGAAGCCGCAACCCAAGACUCAGGAGAUGCUGGACAACCUGGCAGACACGUUAGGAUUCCAGAAGCCGAUUGUGGGGAUACACGUGCGGCGGACAGACAAGGUGGGCACAGAGGCGGCCUUCCACUCCAUCGAUGAGUACAUGAUGCACGUGGAGCGAUAUUACUCCAUACUCAAGCUCACCCAGCCGGAGGUCACCAAGAGGGUCUACCUGGCCUCAGACGACCCCACCGUCAUCACCGAGGCGCAGAAGAAGUUCCCGGACUACACCUUCAUCGGGGACUCCAACAUCGCGCGCACGGCAGCGGUGGCCACGCGCUACACCGACGCGUCACUCAAGGGCAUCAUCGCUGACGUCCACUUCCUCUCCCUCACCGAUUACCUGGUCUGCACAUUCUCCUCACAGGUGUGUCGCAUCGCCUACGAGAUCAUGCAGACGUACAACCCUGACGCUUCCAGUUACUUCCGCUCCCUCGACGACAUUUACUACUAUGGGGGACAGAACGCCCACAACCAGAAGGCGCGGUUCCCCCACAACCCACGCAAUUUGCCUUCCCACAGGUCGGAGGAGUUGGCGCUCCUUCCCGGGGACAUCGUGGGCAUCGCCGGGAACCACUGGGACGGCUACUCGAAGGGCGUGAACCGAAGGACGCGGCAGAACGGCCUCUACCCCUCCUACAAGAUGGAGGAGGUGGUGGACAUCGCCGAGUUCCCGUCCUAUACAGAGAACCAGAAAGAUGGGGCUACGUAAGAGUGCGUUUGCGUGUGUGUGUGUGUGGGUGCGUGUGUGGGUGCGUGUGUGUGUGUAUAGGGUAUGUCUCCCAAUUUGUACUCACUGUUCCAAUUAGCACUCAUAUUAGGGAGAAAAUAAUACUUGUGAAAAUUGUGAGUCUUGAUAUGGACAGAAAAUGAAGUCAAGAUGAAAUGAAUUAGAAGUGGGUAUCAGUCUUUGUUUCGAUAGUUACUUUUCAUUUCAAUUCCUCAGUUUUAUUUUGUUUUGGACAGGAAAGAUGAACAGGGAAAUAGAUGUUGUAGUAGUUUGAAUAAAAGACCUUAGCCAUGGGGACUUGAAUAGUUUGAUAAAAAAAAGGCCUUACUGACAGAGAGUUGGAUAUAGUUUGAAAAAAGCUGGCCAUACCGACAGGGAAUUGGAUAUAUGUAGUUUUCGAAAACGGUCAUACAGGGAAUUGGAUAGUUUGAAAAUAAAGGGGAAUGGGUAGUUUCCAAAAUAGACCUUACUCACAGUGAAUGAAAUGGGAAGUUCAAAAAGAUAAAUAGCAUACACAACAUGGAUAGGAUAGUAUAGGAUAGGAUAUAUGGAUAGGAUAGGAACAUGAAGUGGAUAGUUUAAAAAAAAAGCUCCACUCACAAGAAAAUGGAUAGUUAAAUAAGAUAAUUGGCAUACACAACAUGGAUAGGAUAGUAUAGGAUAGGAUAUAUGGAUAGGAUUGGAACAUGAAAUGGAUAGUUUAAAAAAAAAGCUCCACUCACAAGAAAAUGGAUAGUUAAAUAAGAUAAUUGGCACACACAACAUGGAUAGGAUAGUAUAGGAUAGGAUAGGAACAUGAAGUGGAUAGUUUAAAAAAAAAAGCUCCACUUGUAAGAAAAUGGGCACUUGAAAAAUAAUGGCAUACUCAACAAAUUUAAAAUCCCCCACCUCCCCCUUUGCAACAGUGUGUACAGCUUGGCAUACGUUCCCUAGGUGUGUGUGUGCGUGUGUGUGUGUGUGUGUGCGUGGUCCCGUGUCUCGUGUAUAGAUAGAUAUAUUUUUCGUUACUCGUUCCGUUGUGAUAUUUUUUCUCGCGUCCGUUCAUUCAUUCACUCGUUUUUAUGUUCGUUUUUUUCCUUCUAUUGUUUUCCUUUUUUUCUCGUUUUUUUUCCUUUUUUUUUCAUGUUUUAUUCGGUGUUUGCUAUUGAGGGGUAUGUGAGUGAUUGUUAUUGAAAGCUGUGAUGUAAAAUGUUUAUAUGGAAUAAGAAAUGCAUAUCUACUACUACUACUACUACUACUACUACUACUACUACUACUACUACUACUACUACUACUACUACUACUACUACUUUUAUCCCAUAUAGACAUUUUACAAAGCAAGUACAACAAUACUCCUCAAUAAAUAUAAUUAAUUACAAAACAUUAAAAAAAAGUCACCAAUUAGAUUCACUAGCUAAUGAAAUUCUGCGUAACUUCUCGCAUUUGGUUGAUUAUUUUUUCUUUUCUUUACGUUUCUCCGACAAACAAUUAAUCCUUAUGAAAAAAUUACAACACUCUUUUCAUGCAUAUAAUUCCUCAGUCAUCUUCAAGUGCUGACGUUCUUGCCAGAAGUCAUACAAUGUGGGUAGUAUAUAUAAUGUACAGAGAUACACUUGAUCAUUACUUAAUAUUUUUCUAUUUUUUGUUUUUUUAUUAUUAUCAUUAUUAUUAUUGUUAUCGUAAAGUAUUGAGUGGCCAAAAGGAAGAGUUGUCUGUCACUCACUCAGGGUAGACACAGUGGCAGAUUAGAGUAAGAGGAGGAGGAGGAGGAGGAGGAGGAGGAAGAAGAAGUAGGAGAAGAAGGAGGAGGAGUAAUGGAGUUGUUCUAUCCAUGGAGUUUCAUACGCGUGCUCGGAAACCUCAUUCAGUCGGAUUAAAAUAAAUAGUGUGGGAUAUUUAUAAAGGAAGGAGAAAUGGGUGCUAUAGACCAUGUGUGUGUUCGUGCAGCUGUUUUGUUUAUGUUGAUUCUGUGCCGAGAUAUUUGUUGGUUAAUGUUUCAUCUCUUCAUAAGUCAGUUGUUGAUAUUUACCGAGGUGUGAGAAAUAUACAGACUCAUUGGUUGGCAUUCUCAAACACUUCCGCCUCUCACAUGACCUAUUUCCAAAGCCCAGAGAGGAGGUCAGUCAGGUUUUAAUGAGUGUUUAUCAAGGUUCAUGGUACAGAAGAUGGGUCAAACUACCACCAGGAUCAUAAAACUACCCUUGAAAAUGACCCCAAAACUCCUGUGAAAGCCUUGUUAAAUAUGAGUCAGGUUCUAAUGAGUUGUCAAGGUUCAUGGUACAGAAGAUGGGUCAAACUACCACCAGGAUCAUAAAACUACCCUUGAAAAUGACCCCAAAACUCCUGUGAAAGCCUCGUCAAAUAUGAGUCAGGUUCUAAUGAGUUGUCAAGGUUCAUGGUACAGAGGAAGGGUCACUACCACCACCAGGAUCAUAAAACUACCCUUGAAAAUGCCCCCAAAACUCCUACUAUGCAAGCCUUGUCAAAUAUGUGUGGUUGGGCGCUGAAAUUAUUAAGAAAAUGAUCCAUACUCACUGUUUCUUAAAAUCGCUGUAGUAGUUUGUUCAUUUGCAGUAGGAUAUAUUAGUACCAUUUGUGACUGUUUUGAAGUGUCUGGUUUUAGUAAUGCAUUGAAGUUGGUUGUGUUUGCUAUAGAUGAGUUUGUUCCAUUAGGCAGCAAAGACAGAUUAUGGUUGGUAUUUCAAGUUUGUCUAAUGGUAGGAGUGGAGGUUCCCAAGUGGUCAUAUGUUAACUUUAUUCUUGUGUGCAUGUAUGUGUGUGUGUGUGAAGGUUUACCGUUACGACCAACUCUCUGCAGUAUCCCCUUCUGAAUGAGGUUUCCUGUUCCAGGUUUCAAGGUAGACUUAGGUAGAUUCAUAUUUACCGAUAUCAAUCACUAUUACGUUCUCCCUCGGAACUCCAUAGAUAGGGACGUACUAGUGUUGUUCUUUUCACUAUACAAAAUUCAUACUAGACUUUAGCACCAAAUGUCUUUAUUGUCACAAGGAACUUAUGUGAUACUAUGUGUUUUGAUGUUUGGAAAGUCUGUUUAAAAUAUGUGAGUAUACGUAUAUAUUCACAGUAUAUCAAGCCAUAAUUAGGAUAACAUUUUGUACAAUUGUCUUCUUUAAAUACAAUUGCAUAUCCGAUUACACUUCCCCCCCAAGCCUAGAGGUCAUUGCCAGCUUAACCUUAAUAUUUGACCUAUAAUAUCCAGUCCCCUUUGAACGUAAUGAACCAAUUUUUGACUGUCGAGUGUCCGGAGAGGCAGUGUAUAAAGAGCUGUGUAAAUAUGUAUAUACGAAACAGUUACUCCGUGUCCCCUCCACUCACAUGUCAAGGGCCUCCUCCAUCAUGUUACCCUGCGCCUGUCACCCAUAUCGCUGCCCCCCAUCCCCCAGCCAUCCCCUACCACCACAGCAUCUUAGGUUUCCACAUACCCAAAUCCCGGUUAGUUGUAUAUCGCCAGUUAUCUGUGACUUCGUAUUUUUAAACAUAUCGACCCCUCACUUGCCUGUUUGGAAAGCUAAAUGAAAAGAAGAAGAGGAAGAAGAAGGAGAAGUCAGGCCACAGAUGAAGUCACAAAACUCUAUUCCAGUCUCCGUUUCCAGUGCUCUCUCUUGGGUGAUUCUGUUUGUUGUAUCUCUCUGUCAUUUACUCAACUUGUGAUCUAUACUGAUUUACACCUCCGAAAGGGGUCGUCAAAAGAGGAAGAGUGAUUAUACAUGUAAGAAAAUGUUAAUUCCUUCUGUAUAUGCUUCGUAAGGUUGAAUAUGCAAUAAUUAUGCAUCCGAGAAAACGUAAAUUCGCUUUGUAAAUGUUCGGUUACUCAGUUCGUAAUUCAUAAGAAAGCUGAUUUGAUUCCUGUGUGACCUUACGGAUCAUCUAAUGGGCAGAAAAUGUUAAUUCCUUCUUUAUAUGCUUCGUAAGGGUGAAUAUGCAUACGAGAAAACGUUAAUUCGCUUCGUAAAUGUUCGGUUACUCAGUUCGUAAUUCCUAAGAAACCCGAUUUGAUUCCUGUGUGACAUUAUGGAUCAUCUAUUGGGCAUAAUUUUAUAGGUGUUUGAUGUUAAUACUAUACCUACCACUACACUGCUAUACCUAUCACUAUUAUACCUGUCAUUAAACCUUUCGUCACUACCAAUCGCUCUCAUUUCAUCCAUGUUUCUAGUGUCGGAGGAUUUAUAAUUUGUGAAGAAGUUGUUGUCAUCCAUCGGGGGACUCGGGUGAGGUUGUCGUGGGUGAGUUCGUUCAAGUCAUGGCUAUAAAAAUCGUACUGGACAUUCCUAUUCCUGUUUUGUAUCAUGAAGACCAAAUGCUGUACGUACGUAAAAAUAUGCACUACUCGAUGAAAUAAUAAUAAUAAUAAAUAAAAGAAAGUUGAUGAUG